AAUUUUGGUAACUUGCUUCCUUUGCAAGAUAUUCAACUUUGUUUCAUAUGCAAAUAUCACCGGUGUGACAUCGCAUAAUGACAUUUUGAAAACAUAAUAUUUUACCUUGAUAAAAUAUUUUUACAAACAAAUACAGAGGGUUAAUUAGCAGUUAUGAAAUUAAUACAUAUACAAGGGCAAUUUUUAAGUUUUUUGGAUUACUUAUUCGUCAAGAAAACUAUACUUUUCUGAAAACUCAUUAUGUGAUGUGAUGUCACUCCGGUGAUAUUUACAUAUGAAACAAAGUUGAAUAUCUUGAAAAGGUUGCAAGUUCAUAUCAUAUAUCAUGGCGGACGAACAACAAUCAACCAAGCGCUCUGCGCAAAAUUAAAAAACUAUCGACCUGUGUACGCCUAUUAAACCAGUCAAAUCGAAAAUUAAGAAAAUCAACGCAUCAGAGAAAGGGACUGAGGAAAAAGAAGGAGAAAAAGACGUAGAUAUGAGGCAAAUUCAUCAAAUGUUCACUACAAUGAUGACGAAAUUGGAGAAGCUCGACGCUAUUGAAGCAGACAUGAAGGAAAUCAAACAUUCCUUAGAAUUUGCGCACGCUGAAAUUGCCGAUUUAAAAAAAGAAAACGAUACCAGCAAAGCAAACCAAGCAGAAGCAAAGGAAAAGAUUGAAAAGCUUGAGCAAGACAACACCACGUUGCGCAACAAAAUAGUAGACCUUCAAGCAAGAUCAAUGCGCGACAAUUUACUAUUUUUUAACAUCCCAGAAUGUGACCAAGAAAACACAACUGAAAUGAUUCAUGAGUUGUUAGAAACGAAGAUGGAAAUACAUGACGCGCGGAAUAAAGUAAAGAUCGAUCGGUCCCAUCGGAUUGGGAGAAAACGAGAAAGAAACCAAAAACUGCGUCCGAUCGUGGUCAAGUUUAACUAUCAUCAAGACCGAGAGUACGUGCGGUUAAACACGAAGAAACUUAAGGGGACAAAGAUCGGAGUAUCAGAACAGUUCCCAGAAGAAAUUUAGAGCAUAAGAAAAACAUUGUAUCCGGAACUAAAGAAAGCCAGAGCAGAAGGUAAAAGGGCCAGAAUAGUAAGAGACAAAUUGAUCAUUGAAGGGCAAGUCUUUCAUAAUAAUAGGUCUUGACAAUCUGUAACCUGAGUCCUCUAUAUAUUUUACUGACUAAACACAGUUCAUACUUUAUAGUUAAUUUCUUAAUUCAAAUAUUGCACUAUAAACCUUUCCAAUGACCACACUUAACAAUGAGCGCAAGAAGAAAUGUUCUUCUUGCUUCAAAACUAUUCAAAAAACACAAAAAUCAAUUGAAUGUCUCACAUGUAUGAAUCGGUUUCAUGCUGUGUCUGCAUGCACAAAAUCAUUCAACUCCUACAUAGGUAACAAUACGAUUGACUUGUGCCAAAAUUGCUUAGCUGAAUCUUUACCCUUCCAAACACUCGAUGAUUUAGAAUUUGAAUUUACGGUUUUAAAAGGAACAAGACGCCUGCUCAGGCGUUCACACUGGCCUGAAAAUAAUGAGAUACGUGCUAUGGUGCAAAAGGCAGGAAUACAAAUCUUAAAGCGCAACUGCAAAUUUUACGGACUUUUUAAAAAAAUAAAAGACCUUUUCGGGAGACGUAAUGG
Molecule: messenger RNA, 1624 nt
Organism: Paramuricea clavata
Lineage: Eukaryota; Metazoa; Cnidaria; Anthozoa; Malacalcyonacea; Plexauridae
Source: the annotation of a GenBank genome assembly